Molecule: messenger RNA, 201 nt
Organism: Kwoniella botswanensis
Lineage: Eukaryota; Fungi; Basidiomycota; Tremellomycetes; Tremellales; Cryptococcaceae
Exons: 4
Coding region: 1-201 (66 amino acids)
Source: RefSeq, a predicted model, not a curated record
AUGCCCGCUCUAGCUGAUUUGGUACAACGUGGGAUCGUCCUAACGUCUGUUGGUUUGACUAUCUACGGAGGAGCACUUAUAACGCAUGGUAUAGGAUAUCGAUCGUUAAAAGCCAAAGGAUACUUCGGAGGUCCAGACGAGGAUCAGAAAACGAUAGAUACAAAUCCAACAUUCACUACACCACCUACUCAACCAUCAUAG